AUGUUGAAGAUAUGGUCUAUGAAGCAGAAGCAGCAGCAAGAGGCUAACGCAGAUGCUGCUGCAGGCAACAAGAGAAAGAAGGUUACCGCUGCGCAGCUUCGAGUCCAAAAAGAUCUCUCGGAGCUGUCUCUCCCCAAUACCAUGAAGACCGACUUCCCAGACCCCGAUGAUACCCUCAACUUCACACUCACGAUCGAACCGGAUGAGGGCAUGUACAAGGGUGGCAGAUUCCACUUUACGUUCGCGAUCAGCCAAGGCUUCCCCCAUGAGGCACCGAAGGUCAAGUGCACGCAGAAGAUCUACCAUCCCAACAUUGAUCUGGAGGGAAACGUCUGUCUAAACAUUUUGCGGGAAGACUGGAAGCCGGUGCUGAAUCUGCAGGCCGUUAUUGUCGGUCUCCAGUUCCUCUUUCUCGAGCCAAACGCCUCUGAUCCUUUGAACAAAGAAGCCGCGGAGGAUUUGCGAUCCAACAGAGAAGGUUUCAAGCGUAACGUCCGGUCGGCUAUGGGUGGUGGGGCGGUCAGGAGUGAGUCUUUUGACAGAGUGUUGAAGACGUAG
Messenger RNA from Drepanopeziza brunnea f. sp. 'multigermtubi' MB_m1, 558 nucleotides. RefSeq lists its product as uncharacterized. Lineage: Eukaryota; Fungi; Ascomycota; Leotiomycetes; Helotiales; Drepanopezizaceae. The record is from RefSeq and is a predicted model, not a curated record.